AUGACAGGUCUCGCCCCGGCGCAGAAGCAGGUCCGCGAUGCGCCCAAAGCGGCCGGAACGCCCGGCUCGACCAGCGAUGGACGGCCCGGGUCAUCUAUCCGUUUCCAGCACCAGAUCGAGGACACAGAUUUCGCAACGAAGGGCCAGCCGGCGGCAGGCUCCCAGCCAGGCGUCGUCGAUGCUAACGUCACCCCGGAGCAGUUGAGGGACCUCACAACCUCGCUCGGUGCCGCACGCUUACAAGGACUGCGUGUCGCCAAUUUCGCCUAUGAGCCCAUGUCGUUGCCAGCUUCUAGAACUGUAUCCCACGACGACGAUUCCCGUCACGCUAGUGGCCAGCAGACGCCCGCUUCGGGCGGCUCUCCCAUGCUCAGUGCAGGAGCCCACGAGAUACAGUCUCCGCCAUUGACGCCAUCCGGUACGCCCUACCUUGACGCCGAGAGGAAAUCACCCCUUGUGCCGACCGACGUCGCUUCUUCACAAAUCCCGCGCCAUGGUGUUAUUACCCCACAGGAGUCCUCGAAAGAUGCAUCGCCACCGGCAUCCAGGGCCAACCUAGCAGUCGCCGAUAAUCGACCUGCAACGUCCGGCGACACGUCCCGCCGCCCCGUCUCUUCAUCCGGCAUCCACGACCAGGUCCUCGACGGCAACCACCGGAAGGGCAUGUUUAGCAUCGGCCCCACCGUUAGCGGUUCCAGUGGCAGUGUCGGCGGCGGAAAGUCGCUCCCGGUAUCUCGUGAAGUUAGUCCCUCGAGAAACAACUCUGCGGCGCAGUUCUACACUCGGCCGUUUACACCGGCUGGCGAUUCCCAUGACCCGUACGCUGCCAAUAAGCGCCAACCUCAGAACAAGAUCGAGCCGCGCUUCAUGUUUUCCCGGCUGUCGAAACGGAAGGAUCCUUCACCGACGGCGUCGACAAUUUCAAUCCCAAAACACAAGGACGAGAAACGCCAUUCAGGCCUGUUCGGGAAUCACCAACACAAGAAAAAUCACGAUGACGCCGCUCAGGAGGACAGCCAGAUCACGCACAGUCGCCAAAGCUCUAUGUCUGACUUGAAGCGCUUCUUCAAGCUUGGUCCAUCCCAUCACCACAAGAUCAAGCGGGCGGUGUCACCAGCUAUGUCUAUACGCUCAGCCAAGCUCCCCGGAUCAAAAUCGUCCACGCAGAUUCCGUUUGGAGACGAGCACAGCUUGACAUCCAAAUACGGAAAGCUCGGCAAGGUGCUGGGAGCCGGUGCCGGAGGUUCUGUUCGUCUAAUGAAACGAAGUGAGGACAACACUGUUUUCGCAGUGAAGGAGUUCCGCGCUCGUCAUGCCUAUGAGAACGAAAAGGACUACGUUAAGAAGCUCACUGCUGAAUAUUGCAUUGGCUCAUCCCUUCAUCAUGGCAACAUCAUUGAGACACUCGACAUCAUUCGCGAGAAACAAAAGUGGUACGAGGUUAUGGAGUACGCGCCGUACGACCUUUUCGCCAUCGUCAUGACUGGCCAGAUGACAAGGGCUGAGGUUGCCUGCUGUUUCUUGCAGAUUGUGAGCGGCGUGACGUACCUGCACAGCAUGGGCCUUGCCCACCGUGACUUGAAGCUCGACAACGUCGUUGUCAGUGAACACGGCAUUAUGAAGAUUAUCGAUUUUGGUAGUGCACAUGUCUUCAAGUAUCCAUUCGAGAGUGGUGUCGUGAUGGCUUCAGGUAUUGUUGGAUCCGACCCGUACCUGGCCCCUGAAGUCUACGACGAACGAAAAUACGACCCUACGGCGGUGGACAUUUGGUCUCUUGCCAUCAUAUUCUGUUGCAUGACGCUUAGAAGGUUUCCGUGGAAGGUCCCUCGCCUGUCCGACAAUUCCUACAAGUUGUUUGCAGCCGAGCCCACCCCGGGCCACGAUCCCAAGAAGCUGGCAAUGGCUGGCCGCCUUGGCAGCUCAGCGAGGGCGGACGAGGAACCUCUCGUGGAGGCUGCAGAGAAGGAAAAGGUUGAGCAGCCUGAGCAACAGGCCAAGGAGAUUAGUGAUAAGAAAGACGUCGCAGAGGAGAAGGUUAACGUGACCGAGACAAAUAUCAAACCCGAGACCGCCGAAAAGACCAACAAUGACGAUCUUACCGACAAGGCCGACAAAAAGGACGAUGUGAAGGAGGCGGUCGACAAGUCGGCAGAGUCUGGCAAGGCCGCAGACAAGCCGGCAGAAAAGCGCGAGGUCAUUCGCGGCCCGUGGCGCAUUCUUCGGCUCCUUCCCCGGGAGAGCCGUGUUGUCAUCGGCAGCAUGCUGGCCAUUGACCCCAAGGACCGAAUCAAGAUGGCGGAUCUGAUCAAGGACCCGUGGGUCGCUGACACUGUGAUCUGCCGACAGAUUGAACCCGGCAGGAUCAUCCGCUCUAGUACGCACACGCAUAUACUCGAACAACCAACCCCAGUCGUGAAGUAG
Molecule: messenger RNA, 2421 nt
Organism: Sporothrix brasiliensis 5110
Lineage: Eukaryota; Fungi; Ascomycota; Sordariomycetes; Ophiostomatales; Ophiostomataceae
Product: protein kinase
Exons: 3
Coding region: 1-2421 (806 amino acids)
Biological process (GO): protein phosphorylation; intracellular signal transduction
Molecular function (GO): protein serine/threonine kinase activity; ATP binding
Source: RefSeq, a predicted model, not a curated record